GUAGUCUAGCUAAUGGAGACAUUUAAAAGUGUCCCGUAAGAGACAUAGUAGACACAUCAUUUCGCUACAGCAAUACAAACCGCAUAUCUCCAGACACGCAGGUCUCGCGUACCGUGCGUGAUCCGAUAGAGAGAGGACGCGCGUAGAGGGAUCGAGGGAAGAAGGAGAGAGGACGAGAGGACACCGAGAUCUUUCUCCUUGUCUGAUGAACGAACCUAUUCGAAAAGUAUGAGAGGAACCGCCUAGAUUUAGACCACUCGUCACUCUACAUUUCGUAUGUUGUUGAGGGGAGGGUGGGGAAAAAAAGCAUGAUCCUAUCCUAGACCUACACCAACGUAAAUCUGUAUCGCUGCGCUGGCAACUGUGGAAAACAGGACAGCGAGCAAGAGACUGAGAUAAACAACAUACAACAUAGGAAAGCAGCCAACUGCCUAAAACCAAAAUAAAGCAACUUCUGGGAAGGAACCGGAGACCAGCGCGGGAAGGACUCAUAACAGAUCGUUGGAAUAGCAUCUCGAAUAACGGCAGGUAUGGAGUUCCUAAACGACUCCUUGGUCGGUGGAUCAGACCUGGACCUUUUCCACUUCUACAACGACUCUCUGCUUUUCCAGAACAACUUCAGUAUUGGCAACAACGAGACCUACGCCUUCCUCCCCACCGGCAUCAAGAUCACCAUCGUUGUGGUCUACAUGAUGGUCUGCGUGGUGGGGCUGGUGGGUAACUGUCUGGUCAUGUACGUUAUCAUCAGGUACACCAAGAUGAAGACAGCCACCAACAUCUACAUAUUUAACCUGGCUCUGGCUGACUUCCUGGUCCUCGCUACCUUACCCUUCCAGGGAACAGACGUUUUCCUGGGCUUCUGGCCGUUCGGCAACGCCCUCUGCAAGGCCGUGGUCUCCAUCGACUACUACAACAUGUUCACCAGCACCUUUACUCUGACCGUGAUGAGCAUGGAUCGCUACGUGGCCGUGUGCCAUCCGGUCAAGGCCCUGGACAUGAGGACGCCCCACAAGGCCAAGGUGGUCAACAUCUGCGUGUGGGUCCUGGCGUCGGCGAUAGGGGUACCGGCCAUGGUGUUGGGAGAUGUGGAGGUGGAGGUCGAACAUAACAGUAUAGAGUGUAACAUAGUCCUCCCAGACCCCCGUAGCUACUGGGACCCGGUGUUCGGCACCUGCGUCUUCCUCUUUUCCUUCCUCAUCCCGGUUACCAUCAUCAGUGUCUGCUACAGCCUGAUGGUCAAUCGCCUUCGCAGCGUCCGGAUCCUGUCCGGCUCCAAGGAGAAGGACCGUAACCUUCGCCGCAUCACUCGCAUGGUCCUGGUCGUAGUGGCAGCCUUCGUGGUCUGCUGGACCCCCAUCCAGAUCAUGGCUCUGGCCCAGUUGUUAGGCUUCAACCUGGGGAGCCUCCUCACCAUGGCCCUGAUGCACUUCUGUAUCGCGCUGGGCUACGUCAACAGCAGUCUCAACCCAGUCCUCUACGCCUUCCUGGACGAGAACUUCAAGAGGUGCUUCAGGGAGUUCUGCCACCCUGGUCCGUUCCGCCUGGACAGCCGGCAGCAGUCUGGUCGGAUGAGGAGCAUCGCCCGGGAAGUUGCCUACAACUGCAAAACGGCGGACGGGAAUACAAACCCCGCAUGACUAGGCGUGGAGCUGCCUCUGGUCUGCCAGGAGCCCCAGAACAAUCACCACCAAGGGACAGGGAACUCCAACACAGAGCUCACGCAGAUCACUACCCUCUAGCAGCGCGUCGGCCCCCUGGGCUGGGGCCGAACGGGGACGGGCCAGGGCAGGGGCAGAGCCUGGGGGCCAGAGGUAGCCCGGGGCAGGGGCAGAGCCUGGGGGCCAGAGGUAGCCCGGGGCAGGGGCAGAGCCUGGGGGCCAGAGGUAGCCCGUGGCAGGGGCAAUGUGCGAAUGGCCUGGUUGGUGUCUGACCCGGAUCUGUGCCGGAGCGAACAGCAGGGUCAUGUAUUCUAACAUACUUUCUACUCGGGACUAAGGGGCUCUACUUCUCUAUGUCUUUGGUAAACAUGGAUGUCAUUUUGUCAUAUUUUAGUUGAUUGAUCAUUUUUGGGGCCAAUUAAAGCUUAGAGUUUAGGUCUGUGACUUUAGGUCUGUGUGCUUCAAGGACGAUUUCCCGGAAAAGUCGCCAGUGUUUUGUUUUUGCGCACGUUUCUCUCCACUCUGAUUGGUUGAUUAAUGAUGUUGUUGUCAUUUUUUUCCUAUUGUUGUACAGAUGUUUUAUUUUGGUCUUUUUCUAUGCUGUAAGUAAUUACUGUAAGUGGAGGUUUCUUUGUGUAUUUCUGUUUUAUUUUGUUGGUGAGGAACAACUUAUCCUAGUCCAUGGCCUUAGAUACAAAGUCUGUUAUAAAUGCUAUCCACCAUCCUGGAUAGAGCGUGUUAGUCAUUGAUGGUGCUUUACUGUUUUGUUUUCUAUCACCUUGCAGGUGUAGGAACGGGCAACACAUCAGUAACAGAGACUUGCUUGCUUGAAGCCUUUAUUCAUUGUCACCGAUGAAAUAAUCAUUGAGAUGAUGAUGCUGCCUGAGGUUUCCGCAUAUACAGAUUUUUGGCUUUGUCAUCCUGUAAAGAAAAGGAAAAAAAGAAGCAACAAUAUUUUGUAUUACACAAUGUGUUUUGGAGCAGCACAGUCUUAAAAGUAAGAUUUUACUUAAAAAAGGAAAAACA
Molecule: messenger RNA, 2684 nt
Organism: Oncorhynchus nerka (sockeye salmon)
Lineage: Eukaryota; Metazoa; Chordata; Actinopteri; Salmoniformes; Salmonidae
Gene: oprl1
Product: opiate receptor-like 1
Exons: 4
Coding region: 531-1637 (368 amino acids)
Biological process (GO): sensory perception of pain; neuropeptide signaling pathway
Cellular component (GO): plasma membrane; neuron projection
Molecular function (GO): neuropeptide binding; nociceptin receptor activity
Source: RefSeq, a predicted model, not a curated record